AUGUCUUUCUCCCUGCAUCACUAUGUCCUUCUCUUAGUUUGCAUUCUCACUUGUGCCUCUGCGGUUCCCACACCAGCAGAGCUCGCACCCCGAGCAUGUUCCACGCUUGGUCCUGCCAACAUCAGCAACCUCAACAAAACGGCACCCGAUGCAUACCUCAACGGACUGACCUUUGCACUUCAUCGCGAUGGAGGAGCCAACUCUAACACCAUCAAAUCGGUCGUAUCGUUCGCAUACAUCCCUCCUGGUGCCACUGGCUGCAUGUUGCAGAUCGAUAUUCCCAAGCUUCCCACAAGAAAUAACCCUGGUCCCAUUGCCAGCGGCACCGGCACACAAGCUGAUGUCUGGCUCAUUACCAACCCCCAACGUAGCAAUCCGUACGACGUGAAUUUCAUCUACGAGUACAGCUGGAACAAACCACCCGUCAAGAAUCAGUUCGUCAGCACAACGAUCUUCCCAACCAACUCGCCCACGGAUGCACCUUACAGGACGUUCCUGUGGAGUGGGACGUGUCAGCAGCAGCUGAGCUUUCAAUUCGAGCUGAGUGAUUGGCAACAGGGUAGCGGGGAUGUCAACUUCUUCAACACUCUUGGUGGCAAGAUAGGCCUGACCCCGAUUGGAUUUAGGAUCGUAUACAAUUGCUGA
This is a messenger RNA of Endocarpon pusillum Z07020, 645 nucleotides long. RefSeq lists its product as uncharacterized. The record is from RefSeq and is a predicted model, not a curated record. The transcript has a single exon. The coding region runs from base 1 to 645 and encodes 214 amino acids. Lineage: Eukaryota; Fungi; Ascomycota; Eurotiomycetes; Verrucariales; Verrucariaceae.